Serendipita indica DSM 11827 is the source of this 1590-nucleotide messenger RNA. The record is from the annotation of a GenBank genome assembly. NCBI's taxonomy places the organism in Eukaryota, Fungi, Basidiomycota, Agaricomycetes, Sebacinales, Serendipitaceae.
AUGGCAGCCAAUGAACCUGACCCAGUAGCAAACCUUCCUCCUGUCGUUCCUGCUCACAUCGAGACGGGUGAGCAACGACAGCCGGUACAGCAAAGGGACAGCGGCCAUCAUCCGUUGAUUGCGUUUGUCGGCCUUCUGGGUUAUGGAAGAAGAGGAACUCUGCGUAGGAAACAUCUUACUACGCUCUGCUUCAAGAUCCUUCUUGGGCUUUUGCAGAUCGUUUCUAUCGCUGUUCUUUCAGCCAUUGCUAUUCGCACCCAGAGCCCAAUCGACCCAACGCUCAACGAAUGGGACGCCUGUUCUCGUCCUCUAGGACCGUGGCUUAUGGUUUGGCUGGUGCGAGUCACUAUUGGUCUCUGCAUGACAAUCUAUGGCUUUACGCUCAUACGCCCUGGGCUCGAUGAGUACAACUACGACCCAGAGCACGGGGAGAACACGGAUGCUGUGCAAGAAAAUCAGACACCCCCUCCUGUUGGUCCUCUCAAUGGCCCCGGUCAGCCUCAGUUCAUUCACGCGGGACGCAUACGCCCACACCCUCGAGCCCUUCAGUCGUUGACCAGCAUUCUAAGCUUCCUCUCUGUUGUUUGGUUCAUUGCUUCCCACAUAUUGGUUUAUACCUCCUUGGAUACCUGCCGAAACGCGUCUCCACAUCUUUGGUGGCUGGCUUUUGGUAUUCUUUGCAUCGGCUACGUAAUUAUCGCGGAGAUAAUACUGGUCGUCCUCUUCAUAUUUUGUUUUGUGCCUGUCCUAUUGGUGACUGUCAACCUGCUCCUGCUCUGCUUGGGACGCCGACCGCUCUACCGUCCAGGUGGUAUCAAUCACGAGAUUGGCAAGCUACCACAGCAAAUCAUCGAUCGUAUCCCACUCGUAUUAUACAUUCCACCGCCUCCACCGAUUAAAGACGGAAAGGAAGCAGAUGAUAUACACACAUAUCCGCCACAACCACCCCCAGAAAGUUACGUUGACCCAGUAUCCGGCACAGGACAGAAACCAGCAAAGGAAACGAGACAUCGGCGUCGGCAUCGAUUCAUGUUCUUUCGCAAAAAGGAGGACGAAGUACCAGCUCCAAAGGCGAAGAAAAAGGGUCCAGUAGACGAAUGGGAAGCGAAUUGGGAGCAAGGAGAUUAUCCUUUUGUGCGCCUCCCCGACAAUCGCGCGACCUGUGCAAUCUGCCUCCUCGAUUUCGAAGAACCACCUCGGAAGGAUCAGGGGCAGUCAUCUACUGCCGAAAUCGCGUCAAACGUGGCCAAAUCUCAGCCAUCAUCAAGUGGAAAGGCUGUCGAACACAAGGUUCCAGUUGAACCUUUGGCGCUUCAAGAUGUUGGCGAGGGCGCGACACCUCUGCGACUACUUGCGUGUGGACACUGCUUCCAUAAACAAUGCAUUGAUCCCUGGCUAUCAGAUGUCAGCGGUCGCUGUCCUGUCUGCCAAAAACCGGUGGACAUUGAGGAAUUGGAAAGGCUGUCGAAGAAUGGGUCGACGACGGCUUGGAUCAACAACGUCAUUGCCUCUCCGUCAGGUACCCCGCCUGCUGCUCCUAUUCGAGGGCCAGAGCAAGGAGGCACAGUAGACUUGCAGCAGCCACCAUAA